Messenger RNA from Pan troglodytes (chimpanzee), 1819 nucleotides. It is a transcript of the gene YBX3, whose product is annotated as Y-box binding protein 3. Gene Ontology annotation, molecular function: nucleic acid binding. The coding region runs from base 296 to 1210 and encodes 304 amino acids. The record is from RefSeq and is a predicted model, not a curated record. NCBI's taxonomy places the organism in Eukaryota, Metazoa, Chordata, Mammalia, Primates, Hominidae. The transcript has 9 exons.
UCCCCACCCUCUCCCCUCGCCCGCCCUUCCCUCCCGGGCCGGUGCGCCGCCUAGAAAAACUUGUGCGGGGCCAUUUUUGGGGCAGUAAGAUCGAGCGAGGAGCCCAAGAGCGAGCGCGCAGCACGAAGCUCGAGCCGCCUCCGCCGCGCGACCCCACCUCGGCCGCCGCCGCCUGCGCCGCGAGAGCCGCCCCGGCCUCCCCGAGAGCGAGCCCCGGCCGCCGCGACCACCAGCCGCGCUAACCGCCGACCAACCGCCACCGAGGCGCCUGAGCGAGAGCAGAGGAGGAGGAGGCAUGAGUGAGGCGGGCGAGGCCACCACCACCACCACCACCACCACCCUCCCGCAGGCUCCGACGGAGGCGGCCGCCGCGGCUCCCCAGGACCCCGCGCCCAAGAGCCCGGUGGGCAGCGGUGCGCCCCAGGCCGCGGCCCCGGCGCCCGCCGCCCACGUCGCAGGAAACCCCGGUGGGGACGCGGCCCCCGCAGCCACGGGCACCGCGGCCGCCGCCUCUUUAGCCACCGCCGCCGGCAGCGAAGACGCGGAGAAAAAAGUUCUCGCCACCAAAGUCCUUGGCACUGUCAAAUGGUUCAACGUCAGAAAUGGAUAUGGAUUUAUAAAUCGAAAUGACACCAAAGAAGAUGUAUUUGUACAUCAGACUGCCAUCAAGAAGAAUAACCCACGGAAAUAUCUGCGCAGUGUAGGAGAUGGAGAAACUGUAGAGUUUGAUGUGGUUGAAGGAGAGAAGGGUGCAGAAGCUGCCAAUGUGACUGGCCCGGAUGGAGUUCCUGUGGAAGGGAGUCGUUACGCUGCAGAUCGGCGCCGUUACAGACGUGGCUACUAUGGAAGGCGCCGUGGCCCUCCCCGGAAUGCUGGUGAGAUUGGAGAGAUGAAGGAUGGAGUCCCAGAGGGAGCACAACUUCAGGGACCGGUUCAUCGAAAUCCAACUUACCGCCCAAGGUACCGUAGCAGGGGACCUCCUCGCCCACGACCUGCCCCAGCAGUUGGAGAGGCUGAAGAUAAAGAAAAUCAGCAAGCCACCAGUGGUCCAAACCAGCCGUCUGUUCGCCGUGGAUACCGGCGUCCCUACAAUUACCGGCGUCGCCCGCGUCCUCCUAACGCUCCUUCACAAGAUGGCAAAGAGGCCAAGGCAGGUGAAGCACCAACUGAGAACCCUGCUCCACCCACCCAGCAGAGCAGUGCUGAGUAACACCAGGCUCCCCAGGCACCUUCACCAUCGGCAGGUGACCUAAAGAAUUAAUGACCAUUCAGAAAUAAAGCAAAAAGCAGGCCACAACCUUAACCAACACCAAAGAAACAUCCAAGCAAUAAAGUGGAAGACUAACCAAGAUUUGGAGAUUGGAAUGUUUACUGUUAUUCUUUAAGAAACAACUACAAAAAGAAAAUGUCAACAAAUUUUUCCAGCAAGCUGAGAACCUGGGAAUUCCUGCACAGAAGACAAGAGAGCAGCCUCUCCAGUUUCAGCAACCGCUAGGUUUCUAUUUUUUUUUCCUGGUUUUUACUGUUUUGGUAAUAUAUAUAUUGAAACAAGAAAUAUUAAUACCACAUGGGGAGAACCCCAACCAAAGAAAUCUGAAAUAUAUAGUAAAUGCUUUUUUUUCCGUUUUUGUUCAUUUUGGAUGCUGGUGCUAAACCUCCAAGUGUCAUGAUUUAAAAAAAAAAAAAAAAUUUAUGUCCUUCUUAUUUAUUUCUUAGGAUGAGGGGAGGAUAACAUUUUUGCUUUCUUAUGUGACUCUCUUUGAAAAUGUGCGGUAAGAAAUUCCUCAAAAAUAAAAUUUUUACCCUUCAGAGGACAGAA